Diatraea saccharalis (sugarcane borer) is the source of this 2304-nucleotide messenger RNA. The record is from the annotation of a GenBank genome assembly. NCBI's taxonomy places the organism in Eukaryota, Metazoa, Arthropoda, Insecta, Lepidoptera, Crambidae.
UCAGCCGUACGUCACGCGUCAAUUAAUUUUAGCAAUCGCAACCGCCGCAAAAUUAUUAGUUUUUCUACGCUAUCUCGGACUUCAGUAAAGGGUUUUGUAUAAAUAUAAUGAAUCCUUGUUCUGCAGCUACACCUCAAGUAGAUGCAGAAGGAGAUGGAAGAUGGAAUAGUAUUCACAAUCGAUUCCUGUCUGAUGCAAAAGGAAAGGAUGCAGAUGUAAUUUUUAUAGGAGAUUCAAUAUUGCAAGCGCUAGAACACACUGAAGUAUGGAAUCAAUGGUUUGCUCCUCUUCAUUGCCUUAAUUUUAGCAUCCAUAAAGAUCAGACUCAAAAUGUUCUCUGGCGUAUUAAAAAUGGUGAACUUGAUCAUGUUGAACCUAAGGUAAUAGUAGUGCAUGUUGGCACCAACAAUGUUGAGCAUACUCCUGAGCAAGUAUGUGAGGGAAUUUUAGAAAUUAUCAGAACUAUAAGAGAGAAACACCCAAAUGCUUCAAUAGUACUUCCUAGUCUACUACCACGUGGACAGUACCCUAAUAUUUUACGAGAGAAAAAUUCAAAAAUUAAUCAACUAUUACGGGAAAAAGUUGCCAACAUGAAUAAAGUGGAGAUGGUGACCAUAGAUAAAGGCUUCAUUCAAAAUGAUGGAACUAUAAGUCACCAUGAUAUGCAUGACUAUCUUACUCCUACGAAUGCAGCUUGCCGUAAAGCAUUCGAACCUGUGUAUGAUCUUCUUCAGCAAAUAUUAUCUGAAGGUGAACCGGAGAAGGACUUGACACCCUCAGAAUAGUAAAAUUUUGUAGCUUUUUAUUAUGCAGCAGGCUCAUUGUGAUGAAACAGUACUUACAUUUAGCUUUUUAUAUAUUUAGAAAUAUUAAGGCUUUAAUAUAUAUUUAGAAAUAUUUUACUUUGUUAACAUUUACAUUCCAAAUUAGACUUACUUUUUAAUGGCUGUGUUAACCUGUGCUAUUAUUUUUUUAAAUUUUCUUUUAUGCACAGAAGUGUCCUACUAUCUAAACUCUUAACUUAUGAAUUUAUACAUUUUUUAAAUUUAAAUAAUGGGAAAUAGUGGCAGCUAUAGAUUUUAAUACAUUUUAUAGUGUGUAUAGAUAAUUUGAAAAAAUAUAAUUUGAUUGGGUGUUAAUAUCACUAUAGUUUUAUAAAUAUGCGACUAUUACUAUGUUAAAGUGGUAUUAGACUAUGAUAAAGUACAUUUUUAGUUAUUUAGAUAUCAUGUUUCUGUUAUGGAAUUGACUGUUACCAAAGAUUUUCAAACAUACUUAACCAAAGUUUUCUAUCCACGGUGCACCUUUUAUAUGUCAUGUCAUAUAAAUUAUCAAGCAUAUUAAAUAUUUUUGAUACCAUAUCUCUACUAUCUAUUGCUCAGAUGAUAUAAAUAUCACUUUGGAAAUUUUACUAAUGCCUACAAUUAAUAUUAGAUAUUUUCAAAGGCUUAAUGUCUUAAUAUUUAUAUUAGCAACCAUUACAAAAUGGUAGUUAAUUGAAUGGAUUCAUGCAUUAAAAUAAUGCCUUAACUAUCUGUUUUAAAUAUCUAAAUAAACUUAUGUGGUUAUGAAUCAUGUUAUCAAAAAUGAGUUUAAUGAACUUUGAUUUCUUAUCAGAUUAAAAGUAUGUUUCAUGAAAUUUGGAUUUGAAUAAUGUGUUUAUUGUAAUUUAUAACUAUCAUAAUAGCAUUAUUAUUAGCUAGAUAUUAUGUAAGGUACUUAUAGGUACUCAAGUUGCCAAACAUACAUGUUGCUUGAAUCUCAAAUUGUUAUAAGUAUUUAUUUGCAUGAAGAAGCUUAGAAGUAAACAGUGCAAUUUUUCCAAUGCAGUGAUAGUUUUAUUUUUUCAUAAAUUAUAAUUGAAAAUUUAGAUGACUAUAUAAAGGAAACAAAAUAAACAAAAAAGAUAUUUAUUAUUAAAAUAAAUAUUAAAAUUAGAAUAAUUCCAUAUAUUGCUCUAAUUCCUAAAUAACAGUAACUGAAUCUGGAAAAUGCAUUUCCUUCAUUGAAUCAGUUGACCACGCUACUCCAUCAUAGAUGUUGUUAAAUUAAUAUUUGUUAAGUAUCCUAUUAUAGUAAAGGUUGAAUGGUAAAGCAACAUUUUGCCUUUGUAAUGUUGUGUCAAAAACAUUGAAAUUUUGUUUUUGUAAUUUUGUCAAGUAUUUAUCCACAGAAAUUGCUGGCAAGAAUACUUGUUUUGCUAUUUUAGGUAUGGUGAUUUUCCUGGCCUGAAAAAAAAUAGUUAUAAUAUUAUCAUUAAAAAAUGUUAAAAUUUAUAACAGCAUUGAUUAUCUGAAUGGCAGU